CCUUCCGAGCUUGAGCCGAGAGUCCUGGAUCUUUAGGCUGCAGAGGAAUUGUUGCUCAGGAAGACACCUGGAGAUCGGGAAGCAGAAGGACCUUCACAUGAGCUGACAGUGUGGACAAGAUGUUCUGCACCAAGCUAAAGGACUUAAAGCUAACAGGAGAAUGUCCCUUCUCUCUCCUUACACAAAGCCAAGGGUCGGAAGAAGGGGAUAUCGAAGUGUCCGGGAAUGCUGCUGCUGCUGCUGCUCUUCCCAUCUGCCAAGAGGUCCAUGAGAACAUCCCCAGAAGGGUGGUCGAGGAGGGACCCCCACAAAGAAAAAGCAGCCGGAGCAGGGUUUACCUACACACUUUGGCAGAGAGCAUCCGCAGGUUAAUCUUCCCAGAGUUUGAAAGGCUGAAUCUUGCUCUUCAGAGAACAAUUACAAGACUGAAAGUUAGAGGGUCAAACAGAACGGCUUGCAUGAAUUUUAAGCUUCCUGGCAUGAUUGUUUGUGGGAAAGCUAUAGGAAAAGAAGAUUUUGAAAAAAUGUUGAUUGAUCAAUCGAAUGCAGCAGGUGUGCCUGUAGAACACGUAAAAGCAUCGCUAGGCGAGGAACUGUUCAGAAUCUGCUAUGAUGAAGACGAGCAUGUUUUGGAAGUAGUGGCUGGCACAUUAAAGGACUUUUUAAACAGUUUUAGCACUCAUUUAAAACAGAGCGGCCAAUCGCGAACAGUGGAAGAGAGUGGAAGACUGGAAGAAGGUUCCAUUUUGUGCCUAGAAAAAGAUCAAGAUUUCUUAAACUUGUACUAUUUUUUCCCUAAUAACAUAACUCCAUUAAUCCUACCUGGAAUAAUUAAGGCGGCAGCUCAUAUCCUGUAUGAAACUGAAGUGGAAGUGAAAUUAAUUCCACACCGUUUUAAUGAUGGGAAUGAUUUUAUUAAGGAACCGUACUUACUUUACUCCAUACAAGUCAAAAACAAACGCCCAUCCUUAUCCCCUUGUAAACCCCAGCCUUACGUUGCUAUACCUUCCUCAGUUUUCUGCAAGACCUUUCCCUUUCAUUUUAUGUUUGACAAGGACAUGACCAUGUUACAGAUUGGCAAUGGGGUGAAAAAGCUUCUCAAUAGAAAGGACAUCCCUGGAAAAACCAGCUUUGAAGAACACUUUGAAAUCAUUUCUCCCAAAAUAAGGAGUACUUUUAGUGGAAUCAUGACAAUGUUGAACAUGCAAUUCACUAUCAGAGUUAAACGAUGGGACAACACCAUAGAGACGUCAUCAAAGAUCAUGAAUCUAAAAGGGCAAAUGAUAUAUGUUUUUGAAUCCAGUGCCAUUUUAUUUUUGGGAUCACCAUGCGUGGACAGACUAGAGGAUUUCACAGGACGAGGGCUGUACCUGUCAGAUAUACCCAUCCACAAUGCCCUAAGGGAUGUUGUUCUGAUUGGGGAACAAGCACGAGCACAGGAUGGAUUGAAGAAAAGGUUAGGGAAGCUUAAAGCUACUUUGGAAUUGACACAUCAGGCUCUAGAAGAGGAAAAAAAGAAGACGGUUGAUCUUUUAUUUUCAAUUUUUCCUGGUGAAGUAGCUCAGCAGCUAUGGCAGGGUCAGACUGUGAACGCCAAGAAAUUUAACAAUGUAUCGAUGUUAUUUUCAGACAUUGUAGGCUUUACGGCAAUCUGCUCUCAUUGUUCAGCAAUGCAAGUCAUCACAAUGCUCAAUGAACUGUAUACCCUUUUUGAUUAUCAGUGCGGGGAACUGGACGUCUACAAGGUAGAAACAAUCGGCGAUGCAUACUGCGUGGCUGGAGGAUUACAUAAAGAAAGUGAGACACAUGCCUUUCAAGUCGCUCUUAUGGCUUUAAAGAUGAUGGAACUCUCAAAUGAAGUGACAUCUCCCCAUGGAGAACCUAUCAAGAUGCGUAUUGGGCUUCAUUCUGGCUCAGUCUUUGCUGGUGUUGUUGGAGUAAAAAUGCCACGUUACUGCCUUUUUGGAAAUAAUGUAACUCUUGCAAAUAAAUUUGAGUCAUGCAGUGUGCCAAGGCGGAUCAAUGUAAGCCCUACAACAUACAGUAUGCUUAAGGAAUAUAAAGGAUUCAAGUUUACACCCCGGUCUAGAGAAGAGCUACCACCAAAUUUCCCUGAUGAUAUUCCUGGUAUCUGUUAUUUUCUGGAAGGUUCUGAUCAAGAAUUGUUGACCAAGAUUUGGUGCCAAAUAAAGACUGUUCAAGAAUUACAUUUCAGUAAAGUAAAAUGAUGCAUGCAAUUUUGGGGUUUCGCUGAUGAAAUUCAAAUGAAUAAAAAAAACAUCCAUUAGUGAGU
Molecule: messenger RNA, 2293 nt
Organism: Spea bombifrons (plains spadefoot toad)
Lineage: Eukaryota; Metazoa; Chordata; Amphibia; Anura; Pelobatidae
Gene: GUCY1A1
Product: guanylate cyclase 1 soluble subunit alpha 1
Exons: 8
Coding region: 120-2228 (702 amino acids)
Biological process (GO): response to oxygen levels; cGMP biosynthetic process
Cellular component (GO): guanylate cyclase complex, soluble
Molecular function (GO): heme binding; guanylate cyclase activity
Source: RefSeq, a predicted model, not a curated record